Messenger RNA from Polistes dominula (European paper wasp), 1217 nucleotides. RefSeq names its product Yip1d-interacting factor 1 (gene Yif1). NCBI's taxonomy places the organism in Eukaryota, Metazoa, Arthropoda, Insecta, Hymenoptera, Vespidae. Gene Ontology annotation, cellular component: endoplasmic reticulum membrane; Golgi membrane; COPII-coated ER to Golgi transport vesicle. The record is from RefSeq and is a predicted model, not a curated record. Gene Ontology annotation, biological process: endoplasmic reticulum to Golgi vesicle-mediated transport.
CCAUAUAACUAGAGAACCUCGAAGUAUGGUGACGUGUGUUGAGAAGUGUCUUGUAUUUUAGAUUUGUAAACUAAUAUUAACAUAAUAAACGCACCUAAAAUAGAAAAUUAACAGUUUAUCUUAAAAUAUCAUACUAUUCGCCAAACUAUAUAAAAUAAAACAUGAAUUAUAGUCAAGGUGCACGUCGUGGUAAGCCAAAGAGGUUAUUAGAUCCAUCGGCUGGUCUGUCAACACGUCCUGUGCCAAUGGUAGAAAAUUCAUAUAUAUACAAUCAGCAGGUACCAACAAACAAUGGCGUGCCAUCGGAAUAUAUUUUCAAUAUGCAAGAACAAGCUCCAUCUCCAAGUGGAUUUACCCCAAUGACACCAAUGCCAAUGCAACAUUAUGCACCACGUAAUGAUGAUCGCACAGAGAAUUAUACCAAUCCUCAGUUCGCAGCUCAAAUAUUGUCGCAGCCAGUUGUUACAGAUAUGGCUGUACAGUAUGGAACGGCAUUGGUAGGAUCAGGAAAGCAACACUUUGAAAAAUAUGUGCCAGUUAGAGCAUUAAAGUAUUAUUUUGCUGUGGAUACUAAUUAUGUCUUUGGAAAACUUGCAAUUUUGUUCUUCCCAUUCACUCACAAAGACUGGACUGUAAAAUACGAACAAGAUAUGCCCUUGCAACCACGUUAUGAAAAGAAUGCACCGGACAUGUAUAUCCCAAUGAUGUCAUUUUUAACAUAUGUGGUACUAGCUGGUUUGGUUUUAGGUGCUCAAGAACGUUUCAGCCCUGAACAACUUAGUAUAUUAGCUAGUUCUGUAUUAGCUUGGGGUAUAGUGGAACUAAUAGUUCAUAUUAUCAGUUUGUAUGUAAUGAAUAUCGAAACAAGCUUGGCUACUUUGGAUUUACUGGCUUAUUGCGGUUAUAAAUAUGUUGGUAUAAAUGCAGCUCUAUUGAGCUCAUUACCAUUUAAAAAAAUUGGUUACUAUGCAGCAUUGUUAUAUUUUAGUGCAACAUUAGCAUUUUUUCUCAUGAGAUCUUUGAAAUUAAGAGUUAUUCCGCAGGGUCAGAUUUCAUAUACAGCAACAGGUAAUAGAAGAAGACUUUACUUUAUAUUUUUUGUAGCAAUUAUUCAACCUUUAUUGAUGUGGUGGUUGUCUUACCAUUUAAUAUAAAUAAACAUUUCGAGUACAAAAACUAUCCCUUCAACAAAUAAAUAAAAUGUAUAUUUAUUAUAA